Messenger RNA from Drechmeria coniospora, 333 nucleotides. RefSeq lists its product as uncharacterized. The transcript has a single exon. Lineage: Eukaryota; Fungi; Ascomycota; Sordariomycetes; Hypocreales; Ophiocordycipitaceae. Gene Ontology annotation, cellular component: nucleus; cytoplasm. Gene Ontology annotation, molecular function: protein serine/threonine phosphatase activity. The record is from RefSeq and is a predicted model, not a curated record. The coding region runs from base 1 to 333 and encodes 110 amino acids.
AUGUGCGGCUUCCCCCCGACGGCCAACUACCUCUUCCUCGGCGACUACGUCGACCGCGGCAAUAUGUCGCUCGAGACCAUCCUCCUCCUCCUCUGCUACAAGCUCAAGUUUCCCCAAAACUUCUUCCUCCUCCGCGGCAACCACGAGUGCGCUAACGUAACGAGGGUCUACGGCUUCUACGACGAGUGCAAGCGGCGCUGCAACGUCAAGAUCUGGAAGACCUUUAUCGACUGCUUUAACACCCUGCCCAUCGCCGCCAUCGUCGCCGGCAAGAUCUUCUGCGUCCACGGCGGCCUAGCUCCUAUACUGGGUGGGUUUUUCGACGAAACGUGA